GAACGACUUUCUGAAAAAGUAAUCAUUGGGUAUAAGAUGAUCCGAUUGCACUUGCUUUUCCUUUUUCUGAUCAAUCAAACAUUGACUAUCAAUGUCCUCGUACUUUCUCCAGCAUUUGGAGGAAGUCAUAUGAAUUUCAUGGCUCACUUGGCAGAUACACUUACUGAAGCUGGACAUAAUGUGACAUUCCUUAUCCCCGUGGCUGAUGAGACUCGGAAAAACCAACUUGGUGUUAAAAUUACCAAAGAUGUGGUCCUCGUGGAGCAAGACGAAAUAAUGUCAAGAGAUACACUAAUUGUUGACGAUCACAUGGAUAUGAUGUGGACUCUGGAUACACAUGAACCUAACUUUGAAGAGAUGUUUUCAUGGUUCAAUAAGAUCAUGGAAUUGUCAUGUGCCAAUUUUUUACGGAACACGGAAGUUUUCGAGUUGAUGAAGAGUCGGAACUUUGAUGUUGCAAUUCUUGAACCAUUAUCAGUUUGUGGUCUUGGAUUUUUCAAGAAAUUGGGAAUCGAAAAGACGAUUCUUGCCUCGUCAUGCUCACUUUAUGAUUUCAUUUUACCGGAUAUUGGGGAGCCAGAGGAUCAUAGUUAUGUACCAUCUCUAUCGUCCCAAUCUGGAGAUCAGAUGAGCUUCUACGAGCGCUAUAAGAAUUAUAGAUUUUCAAGGGACACAAAGGUAACAAUGGAUAGAAUGUUUGACCGUGAAACGGCAAUAUACCGGGCACACCUUGGAAAGGAUCUUCCCGACUGGCGAGUGCUUCUCCCAUCUGCUUCAUUAUUCUUUACAAAUUCCAAUCCAUACCUUGAUUUUCCACGUCCAGUAAUCCAAAAGACCGUUGCAAUCGGAGGAAUUUCUGUUAAUAUGGGAAAAAUUAAAUCUCAGAAGUUGGAUGACCAUUGGGAUGUAAUAUUGGAUCAAAGAAAUAAUAAUAUGCUAAUUUCUUUCGGUUCAAUGGUCAAAUCAUCUACAAUGCCAAUUGAUUGGAAAAUGAAUAUUUUAAAAGUAAUCAAAUCAGAGCCAAAUGUCACUUUUAUUUGGAAAUAUGAAACCAAUGACACAAAAUUCGCCGAUGGAGUUGAUAAUGUUCAUUUUUCAAAAUGGGUUCCUCAAACAGCCUUACUAAAUGACGAUCGUCUCACCGCUUUCCUGACUCAUGGAGGACUAGGAAGUACUAAUGAAUUGGCUCACUGGGGUAAACCAGCAGUCACAGUUCCAAUAUUUGGAGAUCAAGUCAGAAAUGCAAAUAUGCUUACAAGACACAAUGGAGCUAUUUUCGUAUGGAAAAAUGAUUUGGGAAACUAUGGAAUUGUCAAGGAAGCAGUUCAUCAAAUUCUUUAUAAUGAGAAAUACAAGAGGAAUGCCAAGUAUUUGGCGGAUAUACUGGAGAAUCAACCACAUCAACCAAAGGAUUUGGUGGUGAAGCAUACAGAGUUUUUGGCAAAAUUUGGCCCCUUCCCAAAAAUGGAUCCAUACGGCCGCAGUUUGAACUUUUUCACCAGAAAUCUUUUCGAUAUCCAUGCUGCUGUGGUGUUCACUUAUUUCAUACUUGCAACGGCUUCAUUUAAUAUUUUGAAAUUUUUAUUAUCGAAAUUCUCGAUUAAGCUUGUGAAAAAGGCGAAGAAAGAUCUCUAAUUUCAGUUAUUCAAUUGUUAAAAUUAAAACGGGUGAUUUCAGUGAAUAAAUAAUUUCAUAUCAGU
Caenorhabditis elegans is the source of this 1700-nucleotide messenger RNA. It is a transcript of the gene ugt-66, whose product is annotated as UDP-glucuronosyltransferase. The record is from RefSeq and is marked reviewed. Gene Ontology annotation, cellular component: membrane. Bases 37 to 1635 code for a protein of 532 amino acids. The transcript is spliced from 7 exons. Gene Ontology annotation, molecular function: glucuronosyltransferase activity; UDP-glycosyltransferase activity. Lineage: Eukaryota; Metazoa; Nematoda; Chromadorea; Rhabditida; Rhabditidae.